Molecule: messenger RNA, 2397 nt
Organism: Dictyostelium purpureum
Lineage: Eukaryota; Evosea; Eumycetozoa; Dictyosteliales; Dictyosteliaceae
Gene: bzpE
Exons: 5
Coding region: 1-2397 (798 amino acids)
Biological process (GO): regulation of DNA-templated transcription
Molecular function (GO): DNA-binding transcription factor activity
Source: RefSeq, a predicted model, not a curated record
AUGAAUUCAGAUCUUACCUAUCAACAAAUUCAACAAUUACAUUUAUUGCUUCAACAGCAACAACAACAAUUACAACAACAAAUACCAAUACCAACACAAUUAGCUAAUAGUAGCGCAACAGUAACCAACAAUCCACCAGCACAACCUUCCCCAGCACCAGCUAAAGGAAGUAAAUCAAAACAGAGCGCCACUGCUACAAACAAUGAUAAUAAUACAAACUCAAACACAGCUGCCCCAACACAAAAAUUUCCAACAAGAAAAUAUAAAAAACAAAAAGAUAAAUUAGCUGAGUUUGGUAUAGAUAUUGAACUUUCUAAAAAACCAGCUGCACCAACAAAGAAAAAAGGUGCAAAACCAAAAGCAAAUACAAAAAAUGCCGAACCUGAAACCCCCACCGAAUCAAAGAAAAGAAAAAAUCAAGAACUUUUAGAUUAUUCUGAUGAAGAAUACUCAGAUAGUGACCAAGAGCAUGACGAUGACGAUGAAAAUGAAGAUGGAGGCAAUGGAGAAAAUAAAAAAAAUCGUAGAUUAUUAAAAAAUAGAGAAGCAGCUCAGUUAUUUAGACAAAGACAAAAGGAAUAUAUCAGUAGUUUAGAAUCAAAAGCUUCAACUUUAGAGGCUUCAAAUAGCACUGCCCUUUCAAAGGUAUCACAUUUAACAGAAGAAAACCAAUUAAUGAAAGAUAAAGUUAAAUAUUUAAAAAAUUUUGUAAAACAGGCAGUUUCAAUUUCUCUGCCAAUGAGUGUAGUAAAUCAAGAUAAUAUAAAUAAUUUAAAAAACAAUUUAAUAAAUCUAAAUAAUACCAAUAAUACCAAUAACAAUAACAAUACCAAUAAUAUGAAUAAUAACAAUCAAAAUAUUAAUAUAAAUAGCGAACCAAUGGAAACUACUUCACCUCAAAACGAAAAUAUCCAGCACAGUAAUGAAACAAUCCCAAUAGCCACAACCGCCGAUCCAAAUACAAUUUCAACUUCUAAUCCGAUCACAAACCCAACCAAUAGCAACAAUACAGAUAUAAAUAACUACAACUUAAAUGAUAUAAUAUUAAGCGGCUUAGCUCAAAGUGUAAAUAGUAAUAGUUUAAAUAAUAAUAAUGGCAGCAACAAUAACAAUGGUUUAAAUAGCAGUAAUUUUAAUUUUGGUUUAAAUAAUAGUAGUGUAUACUGUCAAAUCUCACAAUCAAAUCAAAAUGUAAAAAUAUAUGUUGACCCAAAUAAUGUGUACGAAAGGUAUGGUGAUGCUGACAAUGGUUUUUCAAUUUGUGAAUUUAAUGUGAAAAUUAUUGUAACCAAUAUACAAACUCCAAACUUAGAGAAUGCCUUCUCAUUUAAUCAAAUUGAUAGAGUAAACUAUGAAAUCUUUAUAAAUAAAAGUGCGACAUCACAAAUAAGUCCAUAUACAUUUACUAUUAGAGAUUAUAACAACCAAGUUAUUUCAACUGAUUUUACUGUAAAUCUAAAAUGUGAAAUAUUAAAUGGUAAUUCGCUUACUGUAAAAACAAUAGGUGAUGCUCCUGUACAAUACGGUUAUAAUAGUUAUUAUUUUUAUUUAUCUGUUAAAAAUUUAAAAUAUUCAACACAAAGUUUAAAUCUAUCAACAACCAACGAUGUAUCUAUCAGCUCAAUAAAAAUAAGUAAAGAAAUUCACUGUAUUCAAAUUUAUGCUAGUAAUGCCUUAAAUUUACUUAAUGUUAGUAUUGGCAUUAAUGUAAAUUUCCCCAAUAAAACGUUUUCAUUUUUUUUGAAACCAAUUUAUAUGACCCCAGUUGAUCAUACCCUCAGUGUUUGGAACAAUAAAUAUUUUGGAUAUAAUCAAAAGGGUUAUAACUUUUCACCCCUUAUAACUCUGAUCUCAACUAUAGAUGAAGGAUCCCCCUAUCUAGCUUGGGGAUUAAAAGAAUCUUCUAGUUCAAGGUAUGGUUUACUUAAAAUGAUUGGUCCAAACAACUAUAUUUUAGCAUUAACCCAAUUUGCAAAUCUACAGUAUCAAUACGAUAUAAUAUAUAACACUGGAAACACAUUGAAAACCAUAAGCUUUCCCUCUUCGUGUGAAAACAAAUUUCAAAAUAAUCAACUUCCAAAUGCUCAACUUAUCAUGUCUCCUACAACAACUAAAACACAAUCAUUAUGGUUUCAAACUACAAACAUUAUUUAUCAAAUCCAAAAUGCCCCAUUUUCAAUUUCAUUCUAUUCUUUUAGUUAUAUAUUUGAAUUUCCCUUUGGCUAUAUAAAGGGUUCAAAUCCUUCAUUUAGCUAUAGGGCUACAUUUUUUUCAAAACCCUCAAUUACAAACAAUGAUAAUAAUAAAUUUAAAGUGAACGAAUACCCAAUAGGUGCUAUAAAAGAAUACCAAAAUCCAAAUACAGAUAUUGAAACAGGUAAAUAUACUUUAUUUUAA